This is a messenger RNA of Musca domestica (house fly), 4813 nucleotides long. RefSeq names its product multidrug resistance protein homolog 65 (gene Mdr65). The record is from RefSeq and is a predicted model, not a curated record. Gene Ontology annotation, molecular function: ATP binding; ABC-type transporter activity; ATP hydrolysis activity. Gene Ontology annotation, cellular component: membrane. Bases 521 to 4417 code for a protein of 1298 amino acids. The transcript has 12 exons. Gene Ontology annotation, biological process: transmembrane transport. Lineage: Eukaryota; Metazoa; Arthropoda; Insecta; Diptera; Muscidae.
UUCGAACAUUUGCAAAAGCCGAAAGGGGCGAUCGAAACAUUUAUGACAAACCCUGGGUCAAUUUGUCAUUUGAACUAUAAUGUGAAAAAUCAAAGUUAAUCGAAUGACACUCGACAAUAUCUGAUAUGGAGCGUUCAUUGGGCGCCAAAUAUGUAGAAGCUGUGCCGCCAUAAGAAGCAAUUUCUCUUAACUGACUCUCAUUCUCUUUAGUGUAGAGACGAUUGGAGCUCCAAUUUAGAAAUGAAUGCAAAUCAAUUAAAACCGUUUCCAAAUGUGCGAUGUGCUCGAAGACAAUUGCCAGAUACUUGGUUGGUUGGGUUGGUAUGUCAUCAUUUAAACUUGAUCAAGUCGAGAUCUGCUCUCAGUUGGUGGUUGAGUGUCGUGUCGUGAAAAACUUAAAUCGAAAAUAUAUUCUGGACUAAGAAAAAUUCUAUUAAAAAAAGAUUUGGAAAACAAGGAUAUGCGAGGAGUAUAAUUCAAUUGCAACGUUGUUCUAAACAAAGAAUCCUUGAACUCCAUCAUGGAUCGUGAGGAUUCAUCAAUAUCCAAAUCCUCCUUGGACAUGCCCAUGGCUGAGGGUCUGGAACCAACCAAACCUGUUGGAUUUUUCACACUGUUUCGUUUCUCGACAAAAUGCGAAAUAUUCCUACUCUUCAUUGGAUUUAUAAUGUCCGCCAUAAAGGCAUUAACGCUGCCAGCUGUGGUGAUCAUCUACAGUGAGUUUACCGCCAUGUUGGUGGAUCGAACAUAUCGUAUUGGAACCAGCUCCAAGACUUAUGCUUUGCCACUAUUCGGUGGUGGAAAAACACUUACCAAUGCCUCGGUGGAGACGAACAACGAAGAAUUAUACUACGAUUCCAUAUCCUAUGGCAUUCUACUUACACUAGCCUCUGUGGUCAUGCUGAUAUCGGGUAUAUUUUCGGUUGAUAUCUUCAAUAUUGUGGCACUGCGCCAGGUAACACGCAUGCGCAUGAAGUUGUUCCAGUCGGUAAUGAGACAGGAUAUUGGCUGGCAUGACUUAGCAUCGAAACAAAAUUUUGCACAAAAUAUGACUGAUGACGUGGAAAAGAUCCGAGAUGGUAUAUCCGAAAAGGUGGGACAUUUUCUUUAUCUCAUAAUCGGAUUUGUCAUUACGGUUGGCAUAUCAUUUGGUUAUGGUUGGAAGUUGACUUUGGCGGUUAGUGUCUACAUUCCCAUUGUCAUUGUUUUGAACUAUUUUGUGGCCAAGUUCCAAAGUAAACUAACCACCAAGGAACAGGAAUCCUAUGCAAGUGCUGGUAAUUUGGUUGAAGAGGUCCUAAAUGGCAUACGCACGGUGGUGUCUUUUGGAGGCGAAGAUAAGGAGUCAAAUCGCUAUGAUAAUUUCUUAGUGCCAGCACGAAAGGCCAGCCAGAGGAAGGGCGCCUUCUCUGGUUUCAGUGAUGGUGUUUUGAAAAGCAUGCUGUUCCUUUCGUGUGCCGGAGCUUUUUGGUAUGGUGUAAAUUUGAUUCUAGAUGAUCGUGAUGUUGAGGACAAGGAAUACACCCCAGCCAUUUUGAUGAUUGCCUUUUUUGGUAUCAUCAUUGGUGCUGAUAACAUUGCCCGUACAUCGCCAUUUCUGGAAUCAUUUUCCAUGGCUCGUGGCUGUGCGGCCACAAUUUUUAAAGUCAUCGAUGCUCAGUCGAAAAUCGAUCCCAUGUCAACAGAUGGCAAACUGCUUAACUAUGGACUGCGAGGAGAUGUUGAAUUGGUCGAUGUUUUCUUCCGCUAUCCAUCACGUCCAGAUGUGAUUGUCCAUCGUGGCUUGAGUAUUAAAAUAAAAUCAGGUACAACGGUGGCAUUGGUGGGUUCGUCAGGGUGUGGUAAAUCUACUGUCAUUCAAUUGAUGCAGAGAUUUUAUGAUCCUGUCUUCGGCUCCAUUCUGCUGGAUGACUUGGACAUACGCAAAUAUAAUAUCCAGUGGUUGCGUUCCAAUAUGGCAGUUGUAGGCCAAGAGCCAGUACUGUUCAGGGGAACUAUAGCCGAAAAUAUAAGCUACGGUAAACCAAAGGCCACACAAAAAGAAAUCGAAGAGGCUGCCAAAGCAGCUGGAGUUCACGAAUUCAUAUCAAAACUUCCCGAUAGUUAUAAAACCGUUAUUGGCGAGCGCGGAUCACAAUUAUCCGGUGGCCAGAAACAGAGAAUUGCCAUUGCUCGAGCUCUCAUACAAAAUCCUAAGAUUUUAUUGCUGGAUGAGGCCACAUCUGCCUUGGAUUACCAAUCGGAAAAGUUGGUUCAAGAAGCCUUAGAUAUGGCCUCAAAGGGUCGCACCACAAUUGUAGUCUCACAUCGUUUGUCAGCCAUACGCGGAGCAGAUAAAAUAGUUUUCAUACACGAGGGUAAGGUAAUUGAGGAGGGUUCGCAUGAUGAUUUAAUCGCCUUGGAAGGAGCCUAUUAUAAUAUGGUAAAGGCUGGUGAAAUAAAUGCCCCCGAACCGGAAAACAUGGAAGAUAUUGAUGAAGCGAAAAGAAAUAGCUUGGCCCUUUAUGAAAAGUCCUUUGAAACGAAUCCCGUGAACCUGGAUAAGAACUACAAAAAUAGUUUUCAAAUAGAAGAAACUGAUUUGAGAGGUCAUACCGUUUUAACAGAGGCAACCACCCCCGAUGAGGAUCCAGAAUCAAAACCCAAUUUCUUCCAAACAUUUGGCCGUAUUUUGAAAAUAGCUCGUCCCGAAUGGUGUUACAUUGUUAUGGGCUCCAUUUGUGCCAUUGGUUUUGGUUUUACCUAUCCGGGAUUUUCAAUUGCUUUUGGUGAAUUUUAUGCCGCCUUGGCUGAAGAAGAUCCCCAAGUGGCAUUGGAUCGCACAGCCAUCUUGGCGAUAAGCUGUCUGGUGAUUGGAGUACUCACAGGUCUGGCAUGUUUCCUGCAAACGUAUCUCUUCAAUUACGCUGGAGUUUGGUUAACAACGCGAGUGCGUUCAAUAACCUUCAAGGCCAUUAUGCGCCAGGAGAUGGCUUGGUUCGAUAAGGAUACCAACAGUGUGGGAGCAUUAUCGGCCCGGUUAUCAGGAGAUGCGGCCGGAGUUCAAGGAGCCAUUGGCUAUCCCCUGAGUGGUAUCAUACAGGCAUUCUCAAACUUUGUGGUGGGCUUGACAUUGUCUUUUUAUUAUUCCUGGAAAUUGGCCUUGCUGUGUCUAAGUACAUGUCCCAUCAUUGUGGGUUCCGUGAUCUUUGAAGCCAAAUUCAUGACCACAUCAAUGAUAAGAGAAAAACUGGUGUUGGAGGAGGCUUGUCGCAUUGCCACCGAAGCUAUUGCGAACAUACGAACGGUGGCUGGAUUACGUCGAGAGCAGCAACUUAUUGACAGAUACAAUCGGGAAAUACAAAAUGUGGAAAAGCUCAUUAGACAAAAGCUCAAGUAUCGGGGCAUAAUAAAUGCCACCGGCCAGGCCUUUCUAUUCUUUGCCUAUGCUGUGGCCCUUUGCUAUGGGGGUGUGUUGGUAUCGGAGGGGAAGAUUCCCUUCCAGGAUAUCAUUAAGGUCUCCGAAACUUUACUCUAUGGAUCUAUGAUGUUGGCUCAAUCUUUGGCAUUUGCUCCGGCAUUUACGGCUGCCCUGGUUGCGGGCCACCGUUUAUUCCAAAUAUUGGAUCGUCAGCCUAAAAUCACCAGUGCCGUUGUACCAGCAAAGAACACAUUUGCAAAGCAACUGAAUCUUUUCGAAGGAAUUCGUUAUCGUGACCUAGAAUUCCGCUAUCCGACUCGCUUGAAUGUUAAAAUUCUAAAUGGCUUUAAUCUGGAAGUGUUGCAGGGUAAAACCGUAGCUCUGGUCGGUCAUUCCGGUUGUGGCAAGUCAACAUGCAUACAAUUGUUGCAACGUUAUUACGAUCCGGACAAUGGAACAAUUCACAUCAACAAUGAUGACAUCCACACCGAUCUGACCUUGGAAAAUCUACGCAGCAAAAUUGGCAUUGUGUCACAAGAGCCUUCAUUGUUUGAACGCACUAUUGCUGAGAAUAUUGCCUAUGGCGAUAAUUCUCGACAGGUUACCAUGCCUGAGAUAAUAGCAGCAGCCAAAAGUGCCAAUGCGCAUUCCUUUAUUAUGGGUCUGCCAAAUGGUUAUGACACUAGAAUGGGGGCUCGUGGUACCCAGCUAUCAGGUGGACAAAAACAACGAAUUGCCAUUGCUCGUGCCUUGGUACGCAAUCCAAAGGUACUGCUCCUCGACGAGGCAACUUCAGCCUUAGAUUUGCAAAGUGAACAGCUGGUCCAGCAGGCUUUGGAUGUGGCCUGUGCCGGUCGCACGUGUAUUGUUAUUGCCCAUAGAUUGUCCACCGUACAAAAUGCCGAUUUGAUUUGUGUCGUUCAAAAUGGACGCAUCGCCGAGCAGGGAACACAUCAUCAGCUGAUGGCCAAAGAUGGUCUUUAUGCCAAACUCCAUAAGACUCAAAAGGAACAUUAAAUGUUUUUUAUGAAUAAUUGUUAUACCUACAUUCUUUGUUAAUGUUUUUUUUUACUUUUAAAACAAAAAUAUGUUAAGUUCUAAUAUCGUAUCGUAUUUUAAAGAAACCAUAAAUUUUCAUUAUUUUUAAUGCACAAAAUGAACGACAUAAUGAUGCACUUCUUCUGGAAGCAUAGAAAAUGUUUAAACUAAUCCAUCGAAAUCUAGUUAAUCUUCUACACUUCAUUAUUACUGUUAGUAUUGAGAUUUCAAAUUGAUAACAAUCAAAAUAUUGUAUGUUGUAUACAUCAAGUCUGAACGAAUUGUUUCCUGUCCAUUAUUACAUUGUAUUACAAAUAAACCAAUCCUUCUUUUUGGUUUGCCCAAUAAAUAUUGCUACAAUUUCAAGAUACUAUA